This is a messenger RNA of Mycena indigotica, 1281 nucleotides long. RefSeq lists its product as uncharacterized. The coding region runs from base 1 to 1281 and encodes 426 amino acids. The record is from RefSeq and is a predicted model, not a curated record. Lineage: Eukaryota; Fungi; Basidiomycota; Agaricomycetes; Agaricales; Mycenaceae. The transcript has 4 exons.
AUGGCCUGGUCUGAUUUACCGGCGGAACUGGCGCUUCAGAUCGCGAGUCACAAUGUCAACGAAAUGCAGACCCUUCGCACAAUGUGCUUGGUUUCAAAAUCCAUGAGGGACGCGGCCAUUGAACCUCUCUUCUCUGUCCUGCACUUCUCCCGUAAUGUAGAUCUCUUGUGCUGGCUAGCGCUCGCACAAAGGGCUCCCUCAUUGCUCUCCGCCGUUCGAAAGUUGAAGCUAACAAUCGGACUGUCAUUGAGCGCGACAAAUCUAUCGGCCAUACCUACUCUGGAGAAUGUUUGCGAGCUGGAACUGUCAGGGCUAGGGAGAAAAAAUGCACCAGAGUUGCAAUGGUCGGAGGGCCUUGAAGCCAUCGCCAGCUACCUGGAGCAAUCGCUCCCUAACCUGCGGCGAUUAAGUCUCUCCAACUCUCAUUUCUGGCAUCUGGCACAACUUUCUCGUGUGAUUCGGGCUGCUGCUUCCCUUGAAUCUCUUGCCAUCUGUGCCUCCAGCGUAAUUUCUCUGAAUAACUCCAACCAGGAUGUGACCAAUAUCGGACGUGUUCCCGUCAAUUUGGCAGGACUCAGAGAACUUGCUCUCAUCGGCAACCAUCGCGAAUUUGACUCCGACGGCCAAAAUAGCUUAGGCAGGAUGAUGCUCUUGUCUCCCCCGACCCAACUCCGUGUGCUCACACUGCUGUCAUUUCAUGAGUCCGGUUAUGAUAAUCCGUGCUCUAUCAUGACGAUGAUUAUGCUUAUGCGGACCUCUUACGCUUUCCUUACCCACCUUACAAUCGACCCUAACCUUAGACACCGUUAUGAAAACCCACUUUUAACAUCAGCUCUCCCUACUCUUCCACCGUUUGCAGCACUCCUCGAGCUAACAAUUCAUCUUGGGGCACUUGGAAGCGCAGACAGCUCUGGUCCAGCAGCUUUCUUCUUUGCGGCCCUCAAGCCGAUGCCUAAGCUCACGAUCGUGCGCUUCGUGCUGCGUGAGCUGGGGACGUGGGACUACACGUCUUUUAUGUGGCUGUUCUCCAGUCAUCCGUCGCUGCUACACGAAAACUCGCUCCAACGUCGGUUUCCCUCUUUAGAGGCUAUCCACUGGGUGUUUUGUGUUGACCCGCGAGGCGACAAGGUCCGAUUAAUGGUUUCUAAAUCGCACAAACUCGACAUUGAACGGCGAUUACUGCUGCGGCUGGAGAAUGUGGGUAUGAGCUCUCAGUGGAUUUGUCGGGAAUGGAUCAUGUGGCAGGACCGAAAUUAUCGACCAAUGGUCUGGGAAGAUUGA